AUGGCAUCAUUCUUCCAGCUCCCAGAGGAGCUUCUUCUGUCUUCCUUGUUCGAGCGUUUUCCCUGCCGCGAACGUCAGAUCCGUUCUUUAGCUACUCUCCUCCAUCCCGCCGCCGCGCCCUGCCGGAAUCUCGUCAUAUACGGCACCGAAGCCACCGGAAAGUCAGUAAUCGUCGAUUCCCUCCUGGAAACCCUCUCCGAAGCCCCCAACGAAAAACCCGGAAGCGAAACAUCCCUCAACUUCGCCAUCAUCAACUCCAUACAAUGUAUCACAGGCCGGCAUCUGUUCGAGCGGACAAUCUCUGCCGUCGUGGAAGCUAUACAAUGGGAGACAACGCCCAAGAAGUGCGAAACCCUCGCCCAAUUGAUGGUUGAGCUUUGUAAGAUGCUCAAGUAUACACAACGACCCGAGGGCUGGCGCCUUGUUCUCGUAUUCGACGCAAUUGACCGACAGAGGGACGCUCCCGCAACUCUCCUCCCAGCAUUAGCAAGACUGUCCGAAGUGAUACCAUGCCUGACCUGUGUCUUUAUCGUCACCGCACCUCCCCCUUCCUUCCUCCGCACAUCAUUCGUGCCGCAUAUCCAAUUCCCGAACUACACCAAGCAGGAAUAUAUAAGGAUCAUCUCGGCGUCACCACCGUCUCCGACCCCGACGACAACACAGGACGACACAAACUUCCUCUGGACCCGCUUCGUCGGUGCCGUCUGCGACGCGCUCACGACCUCGGCAUCCAACACCCUGCCUUCAUGUCGAAACAGCUGCGAGGCCCUCUGGCCGCGCUUCACGGCGCCCAUACUGGCCCGGACUCACGGUCCGCGCGAGUUCUCCAAGCUUCUCAUCGCCUCCCGUGUGCAUUUCCAAGAUGAGAGCCUCCUGAACCCGAGUAUCGUCUAUAUCAAGCCCGGCACCACAGCUUCCAAGGCGACACCGGCGGCGGAUGGAUAUGGGCUACCUGGCACGCCCUCAAAGCAUGCGACAGCCCAGCCGGCGCUGAGCACCGCCACGGCCGAGUUGACCACGCUUCUACCGACAACGACCCGGCUGCUGUUGCUGGCAGCAUACCUUGCCUCGCACAACGCCCCGCGCCACGACCUGACGCUAUUCUCAACGUAUCACCACGGCCGUCGGAAGCGGCGCGGCGGAGGCUUCGUGGUGCCGAAGAGGGGUCGGCCGAGCAAGCACAAAAAAAUCUCGCGGAAGCUACUCGGCGCGCACGCGUUCGUCCUCGAGCGCAUGCUCGCCAUCUUCGCCGCGGUGCGCAGCGAGUGGGCUGCCGACGGCGGGCUUACCACCGGCAGUGUGGUCGAUGGAGACGUCGGCAUGGCCAUCUCGACUCUUGCGAGCCUGCGGUUGUUGAUGAAGGUGGGUACGGGCGGCGAUCCGAUGGACCGGGGCGGCAAGUGGAGGAUCAAUGUCGGGUGGGAUAUCAUCAGGGGUGUGGGGCGAAGUGUUGGUAUCGAGGUGGAGGAAUGGCUCAUUGACUAA
Messenger RNA from Colletotrichum orchidophilum, 1485 nucleotides. Its product is annotated as origin recognition complex subunit Orc5. Gene Ontology annotation, molecular function: DNA replication origin binding. The record is from RefSeq and is a predicted model, not a curated record. Gene Ontology annotation, cellular component: nucleus; nuclear origin of replication recognition complex. The transcript has 3 exons. Lineage: Eukaryota; Fungi; Ascomycota; Sordariomycetes; Glomerellales; Glomerellaceae. Bases 1 to 1485 code for a protein of 494 amino acids. Gene Ontology annotation, biological process: DNA replication; DNA replication initiation.